Molecule: messenger RNA, 640 nt
Organism: Anthonomus grandis grandis
Lineage: Eukaryota; Metazoa; Arthropoda; Insecta; Coleoptera; Curculionidae
Gene: NP15.6
Product: NADH dehydrogenase [ubiquinone] 1 beta subcomplex subunit 11, mitochondrial
Exons: 2
Coding region: 110-538 (142 amino acids)
Source: RefSeq, a predicted model, not a curated record
UUCAAUCUUUACAUAACAGAAAUUCCAACCUCACUUUUCAGCCUUGGACAUUAAAGAUUUAGGAAAUUUUGUUGGCAAUUUCAGUUGGAGACUUAAAUAGGCCUUCAAAAUGGCAAAUUUUUCCACAUUAAAUCGCUUAGUCUUGCAAAAAAUACGGCCAACAUUUCAAAGACGUCUCGUAUCUACAUCCAAGAAGAACAAUGAUACUGUGGUUGCUGAUGUCUGCCAAGCUUCAAGUAAAAAAGCUCAAACUAACUGGAUAUCUUAUGGCUAUGAUGUUAACUCCAAGGUAGCAGAUAGAAGUGCUAUGCACAGCAUAAUGUUUGCUAGCAUCACACUUUGUUUGGUGGUGGGCGGAUUUGUAUGGGCCUAUGCACCAGAUUAUAACCUCCGAGACUGGUCUACUAGGGAAGCCUUUCUAGAACUAAAACGGCGAGAAAUGGCUGGAAAGCCAUUGGUCGACCCAGAUUUUAUUCCCGCAGAAAAAAUUGUUUUGCCUACAGAUGAGGAAUUGGGUAACACAGAAAUUAUUAUUUAAUUUCGAUUAUAUUUUGUUCAUUUACUGUAGAUAUUACUUUUAAUUUUAAUGUAUAAUUUAUGAUUGAGAAUUAUAAUAAAUAAUAAAACAAAUUUAAAAAAA